Macrosiphum euphorbiae (potato aphid) is the source of this 843-nucleotide messenger RNA. Lineage: Eukaryota; Metazoa; Arthropoda; Insecta; Hemiptera; Aphididae. The record is from the annotation of a GenBank genome assembly.
AUGCACAGCAGAAGAACAACAGUGUCCGUGUCGUCGCUCUCGGUGGUGGUGCUAGCCGCGGUCGCACUGGCCGUGGCCGGGGUCGCAGUUGCAGCCGACCGCCCGGUCGACGGUCUGCUGGACAGGGUGCUGGACAGGUGUUCGCUGGGACCGGGCGCCGUGGGAUGUCUGAAGGGCAACGUGUUGGAGUUCCUGCGGGACGGCCGCGCCGCCGACGUGGAAGCCGACGGUGACGUAGACGCAGAGCUGGUGCGAGCAGCCGGCGCGUACAUCGAGCGCCGGGUCAACGAGCCGAACGUUGUCGAGCCGGUGAGGGAAGCUCGGGCAAUGGACAACGAAGCUGGUCCAGCCGCUUCUGCCGCCGCCGCCGCAGCAGCAACAACUACCACCACAGCUAGAGCUGACAUGGAGAUGGGCAUGAUGCAAGACAAAAUGCUGAUGCCGCUCAUGAUGAUGAUGAAGAUGAAGCUCAAGAUGCUCAUGCCCAUAAUGAUGGCCCUCGUCAGCAUGAAGGCCACCAAGGCGCUGGUGCUCAGCAAGGUGGCCAUUAUGCUGGUGCUCGGGUUCCUCCUCAAGGAGUUCCUGAAGAAGUCCGGCAUUCCCGGGCUCCCGUUGCACCUGCCCGGAUUCCCGGGGUCCGCCGAACCGUCGUCCACAUCCGGACCUCCACCCAUGUACGGGCCACCGCAGUCUUCCGGUUACGAGUCGUCCAGCUCGUGGGAGCCAACGGGUUACUCGAGCCAUGCCUCCGAUUCCCAUUCGAUGGCCUACAACAGUUACCAGCCGUCGCCGUCGUCGUCUUCGUCCGGUUCGUCGGCCAGCCUGUCGUCUAACAAAUAUUGA